GUCGCAAAUGUCUUUUCUGCUGUAACUUUAGCAGGGCUUCGUUGUUUCGAAUCCCACUCCAUAUACACAACAUGAAUACCUACGGUCUGUUAAUACGUACCGGAGCAAGUUGCGAUCGAAUGUUGUUGAGGCGGAACUACUCUGAAAGUCACUGCACGUUCUUACAUGCAUAUGGUUUUUUGUAACUCGUUGUCUCUCCCAGUCGAUACAACAUAUCACCGCCGCUGUUGCGCGUUAAACCAUCUUCUGUUAAAGAUGUGAUGGUUGCAAGUGGAUCGAUGCCAAAUGUUAUUGAAAGUAAGGAAAGCACGACAACGAGCUAGUGGCACUCGUCGAUGAUCACCAUACAUGGCUGACUAGUGCAUUCCGCGCGACUAACGCUUUCUGUCGCUAGUUCUGCGACCCAGAGUACGUGGUCAGCUUAUUCGAUCUAUUUUUGUCUGCUACCACCCGCUAGUCAGCCUCUGCUCACAAGUUAUAAAAGGCACCCUCAACCAGGGAUUGGAACAUCAUCCCCAUCCCUUCGCUCCUUACUUCACACUUCCUAUCCUCCACUCCCUACCCCCCACUCCUUUAUCUUCCACUCUUUACUUGUCACUCGUUGCUUCUUGACUUCGAUGCUCGUCUACACGCUUGCUCUUCUGGCUACGCUCGUGGCAGCGGCCCCACCCGCACCCGCACCCCUCAUUCAAGUCCACGAGUCGCCUGUCUCGCUUGCUCUCACUCGUAGGGUCAAUUCCUUCAAUGCCUCCGGUCCCAAUCUUGCCGAGCGUGAUCGUGCUCGUGCGAAACAUCAGUUCGCAGUGGGGAAGUCUCUAGCCACUAAUGGCAAACGCGAGAAGCGUCAGGGCUCGCUUGCUGUGACUGACCAAACCGUCAUAUAUACAGCUGAAGUCGGAGUAGGAAGUCCGCCUACGAAUUACUCCCUUAUCAUGGACACGGGAUCAAGUAAUACCUGGGUGGGAGCCGACAAGCCUUACAAUCUAUCCAAUCCCGGCCAGCCCACUGGUAAAGAGUUCACCAUCGUAUACGGCUCGGGUUUCGUCUCUGGAUUAGAAUUCACCGACACAGUAACUCUCACCAAUGAACUGGUUAUUACUAGCCAAACCAUUGGUUCAGCACUGGCAGCUGGAGGAUUCCAGGGCGUUGACGGCAUUCUGGGAAUUGGGCCGAUAGGUCUUACGGAAGGAACCGAGUUCCCGUCCAUCACAUCUAAAGUACCAACCGUGACAGACAACCUCUUCUCGCAAGGAAAGAUCCCGCAAAAGGUUGUGGGAAUCUACUUUGCGCCCACGACAUCCCAGUCAGAUACGAACGGAGAAAUGACAUUUGGUGGCGCAGACACAUCGAGGACCGCUGGACCCAUCACUUUUGCACCAAUUACGUCGACUUCACCGUCAAGCGAAUUUUUCGGAAUUGACCAGAGUAUCUCGUACGGCUCCGGCAACGCGGACAUUCUUUCUUCCACUGCCGGUAUCGUCGACACAGGUACUACGUUGACGCUCUUGGCGACCGAUGCAUAUAACAAGUACACGACGAUGACUGGUGCAACGCACGACGACAAUACCGGACUACUCAAGAUCACCCCAGACGAUUAUGCGGAGCUAAAGAGCCUUUUCUUUAGCAUCGCUGGCACGACCUUUGAGUUCACUAAGAACGCACAGACAUGGCCACGUGCUCUCAACGCCGCUAUCGGAGGCACCUCUGACGGCAUUUACUUGAUCAUCGGAGAUCUCGGAGAACAUGGUGGCAGUGGGUUAGAUUUCAUAAGCGGAAUGACGUUCCUCGAGCGUUUCUAUUCUGUCUUUGAUUCUACGAACAAUCGUGUCGGGCUUGCGACCACGGCUCAUACGUUCGACGAGACGAAUUGAGUUUUGUACCCGUGAAAGGCUUUUUCGAAAGGGGUGGCUGACGGCGACCCGCGCUUCUGUUUUGCUUUGUGUUAUGUUGUGACGAUAUCACGAUUAUGACGCGUCGGCUUCCAAGUAAAUAUCCUUUAAGUUAUCGUUAUGUGUGCAUUAGGGCAAUGGGGAAUACCAUCG
Fomitiporia mediterranea MF3/22 is the source of this 2042-nucleotide messenger RNA. Its product is annotated as aspartic peptidase A1. The record is from RefSeq and is a predicted model, not a curated record. Bases 618 to 1871 code for a protein of 417 amino acids. The transcript is spliced from 8 exons. Gene Ontology annotation, biological process: proteolysis. Gene Ontology annotation, molecular function: aspartic-type endopeptidase activity. NCBI's taxonomy places the organism in Eukaryota, Fungi, Basidiomycota, Agaricomycetes, Hymenochaetales, Hymenochaetaceae.